UCCAAAGGAAAAGGUUAGACACAAUUGAAAGGAAGGGGGAGGAGGAGCGCCGCUGCUUGCCGUGGUAAAAGCAGUACAGAGCUCAGUGUGCGCACUGGCAGCAUGGCAGGAGACAGAGACGGCAAGUUGGACAAUCAAGCCCAAAAUGAGCAUGUUGUCAGGCAACCUUUCCUCAUCGGGGUAGCCGGCGGCACUGCCAGCGGCAAGUCAUCAGUUUGUGGGAAGAUUAUGGAGCUUCUUGGUCAGAAUAAGAUCGAUCAUCAUCAGAGGCAGGUGGUCAUCCUCAGCCAGGAUAGUUUCUACAGGGUACUGACCCCAGAACAGAAGGCCAAGGCUCUAAAAGGACAAUUUAACUUUGACCACCCAGAUGCGUUUGAUAAUGAGCUGAUAGUCAAAACCCUCUGUGAUAUCAUGGAGGGAAGAACUGUCCAGAUUCCCGUCUACGACUUUGUUACCCACUCAAGGAAAGAAGAGACGGUUACUGUUUACCCAGCAGAUGUAGUUUUAUUUGAAGGCAUUCUUAUGUUUUAUUCGCAAGAAAUCCGAGAUCUGUUUCAAAUGAAGCUGUUUGUGGAUACGGAUGCAGAUACACGUCUGUCACGCAGAGUCCUGAGAGACAUCAGUGAGAGAGGCCGUGACCUAGAGCAAGUGCUAAGCCAAUACAUAACUUUUGUUAAGCCUGCCUUCGAGGAGUUCUGUCUGCCAACAAAAAAGUAUGCUGAUGUGAUCAUUCCAAGGGGAGCUGAUAAUCUGGGUGGGAUUUUAAAUGUGUUUAUCCAAACUUUACCAUGUGUAGAAGAGAGGAGACAGAAAGGGUUUGUAAGUGUACAUAAAUGGCCUCGUAAACGGCAUCCCUCAGAGUCCAGCAGCAGGCCGCAUUGACCAGCCCUCCGUCAGGAUGUCGGGAAUGCAGGAGAGAAUGAAUAUGUGAUCGAUGGAUGCAAGAGAAAAGAAGGACUGCUUGUGUAUUCUGUUAAUUAGCCAACACUGCAUAAGACAAAACGAAUCAUCGAAAAAUUUCAAGAUUUUCAAAGACUGCCUUUUAUUUCAUUCUGCUUCUCCUUCUACUUCUCCUUUUUUUUUAGGUUUAUUUUUGGACUGGCUACACUUGAUGUUUUCGGAGUUAGAAAGAUAAAUGGAACUUCUAGUUCCGGAAUUGUUAAAGGUCAAAA
This is a messenger RNA of Cyprinus carpio (common carp), 1172 nucleotides long. It is a transcript of the gene uck2a, whose product is annotated as uridine-cytidine kinase 2a. Gene Ontology annotation, molecular function: ATP binding; kinase activity. The transcript is spliced from 7 exons. NCBI's taxonomy places the organism in Eukaryota, Metazoa, Chordata, Actinopteri, Cypriniformes, Cyprinidae. Bases 103 to 882 code for a protein of 259 amino acids. The record is from RefSeq and is a predicted model, not a curated record. Gene Ontology annotation, cellular component: cytoplasm; cytosol.